Molecule: messenger RNA, 3431 nt
Organism: Pygocentrus nattereri (red-bellied piranha)
Lineage: Eukaryota; Metazoa; Chordata; Actinopteri; Characiformes; Serrasalmidae
Exons: 18
Coding region: 142-2037 (631 amino acids)
Molecular function (GO): RNA binding; metal ion binding; protein binding
Source: RefSeq, a predicted model, not a curated record
UUCAAAGGUGAGGCGCAGGAGGAGGAGGAAGCGUGCGGAGCGCAGCGCUCGGAUAAUGCUAAAGUUAGGGAGAUCGGAGUGAACUUCUAUUAGCAAGAAAUUUACUAUAAAUCUACAAAUAUAUAUAUACACAAAAUAAACAUGUCUAAAAAAGAUGCAUUUGGACCAGAUUACUUCCGUAUGAGUGAAAAUGAGCGCAUCAUGCAGACGCAUGAGGCUGUUGUCAACUUCCUCCAUAGAGGGGGCACAUCAUACAGUCUUUUAGAUACCUUCAGUUUUGCUUGUGGAAUGGGGCUGGAUAACUACCCCACUGAGUUUGUGGAAUAUGUAGAAUCUUCCGAUGACGACGACGAUUUUCUCCACCAAAAUGAUAGAUUCUGUGGUUUCACUCCAAACUUUCUAAAUAAAGAGUUUCCAAACACACGGCCUGCAGUAGCCUGCUUUAAACCAGUCAAACACAUCUCACCAGAGGAGGCAGCGAAACAUGCUAAAGAAUUGUUAGAUGAAGAGGACAAACUUAAGAAAAAAGCAGAGAAGAAAAAACAGAAGAAAAUGCGGCGACGAGAGAGACGUAGACUAGAAAAAAUAGAAAAAGAAAAUGCAGAUAAAGAUAAAAACAAGAAGGUUGGUCCUGGUACGGUGAAAUCUAAACUUGCAGAAAAAGGGUCUGGAAAUAAGGAUAAAACAAAUAAAAAUGCAACUCUACAUCAUAACCCUUGCCAAGAGAUCUCCUCUGAAGCUACAGACAGCAGUGAUGGUUCUGAUGAGGAAGAUGAUGAUGAUAAUGAUAAAGAAAGCGUAUCUGAUGAUCUCCAGGAACUGGACAUGAACAGCUGCUUUGUGACAAAUGCGGGAGCCAAUACCAAACGCAAACUCGAACAGAAACCUAAAUCUAAUCGGAAAGACAAAAAAGCUGAAAACUCCAGGAAACAUGAGGCAGAAAAGAAAAGUGUAGCAGAGUCUCAGAUUAAGAAUGAUGAGAGUGAGCAGGGGUCAGGAGAGGCAGCAAAUGACUUUGUUACAAAGAGCAUGGAGCUAGCAGUGACGGGCAACGCAUAUGCAGAAGUGGGGAAUUUGGAUAUGGCGGUGAAGUUUUUUACUGAUGCUAUUAAACACAAUCCUAAAGAGUUUAAGUUGUUUGGGAAUCGCUCCUUCUGUUAUGAGAAAAUGCAACAGUAUGAGAAGGCUUUAAUAGAUGCUGAUAUUGCACUGUCUUUAAACCCCACAUGGAUUAAAGGACUCUACAGAAAAGGCAAAGCACUGGUUGGGCUUAAGAGAUACUAUGAUGCUAGUCUGACCUAUAAGGAAGUUUUAAAGUUGGACAGCUCCUGUACUGAUGCUGCUCAAGAGUUGAUGAGGGUACGGAUAAUGCAGUUAAUGGAUAUGGGAUUCACUCGAGAACAGAGUUCAAAUGCUCUGAUUAUACAUGGAACAGUAGAAAAAGCAUUAGAAGCUCUCUCUGGGUUGCAAGGUAGUGUUGCAACUGCCGCUGUGCCCGUUGAAGUGUCUGUUGAAAAGGAUUGGAUACGUGCAGAGAGAAAUCCUCAGCCUCAUAAAGUCCCACUCAGAACACUCCCUCAGAACCAGCCUAGACCUAAUGCUGCAGUCAAGACUCCGCCCCAAGAGCUAUUUCCCAUCUGGGUCGGGGAUCUGGUGCCUGCCAUAUCAGAGUCGAUGAUCUGUGAAAUCUUCAGUGUCCAUGGGCCAGUCCAUAGUGUACGAGUACUGCAGGAAAAACGCUGUGCUUUUGUCAACUACAUCAACAAAGAGGACAGUGAAAAAGCCAUCCGAGAUAUGCAUGGUUUUGCUAUUGCAGGCACUUCCCUUGUGGUGCGUUAUCCGGACAGAAUCUACACACAUCUUGGCGCAUCCAAAGCGGCAACAACAGACACAGGAAAGGUUAGUAAACUACCUGAGGAAUGUUUUUUCUGGAGGACAACAGGCUGCAUUAAGAACAAUCGUUGCACUUACAAACAUGUACCAGAACACAAAGGCAUUGAUCGACCAAAAGCCAAUGACAGAAGGACUGACAUUUAAUCCACAGUACAAGAUAUUUUAUCUCUCAUUUAGUAAAGAAAGCUUAUGAUGGGAUACAUAACAAAAACACCAAAUGUACUAAUAAAUAAGUAAGAGGCAAUCGAUGGGAUGCUCAAACCAUUUUCAUUAUGUGUUUCUGUAACUGUUUUCAGCAAUCGAUUAGUAGAGUUUAAAGCUACCAUGCUGGCCUUGUCAGUGGUUAGAUCUGAAUUGCCCUCCUCAAUGUUGGGCUUACUGUGUGUUCAGCAUCACUCUAAUUCACAUAAUAUUCCCAUAAGUUUAUCUAUUCAAAUUUUUUUCCACAAGUGCUUAAAACCAAAUCCAAAUUUUACUUUACUUGCCAUGAAUACUUAGAUAAAAGUCAUGCUUACUGCUUGAACUUAAUUUUUUUUUUUUGUUGAUUUAGUUUUAAUUACACUUUCAUGUCUUAAAUGAGAAAGUGUUUUGACUUUGUUAGUCUUAAUUGGGUCAGGAAAAAGUCCAUACUCAGACUCAUCCUUGGUUCCUCUGUUUUAUUUACUGAUUGAGUAAUGUUAUGGGAGUAUAUUAAUCUCACUGGGGCAAUUAAAACAGCCAAACCUUUUUAUAAAAUGUAAACAUGUCAAAACUAUUACAUUGCCCUUUUAACAAUUGAAAGUCCAUAAUUAUAAUAAUAUAAUAUAAUGAUAAUAAUGUUAUAAUAUAAUAAUAAUAAUAAUAAUAAUAAUAAUGAAAUGUAUCAUAUACAGUGCUAUGAUAUUGUACUGUAAAUCCUUGGUAAUUACUCAAAUUAGUCUCGUUGCUGUUUUUUCAUUAUUUGUUUCCUGUGUACCCACCCAGACACAAGCAACAGGCACGAGCACAUACAUUAUUCACUGGUUUCCUUGGAUUCGUUUGUUUUUCUGUGCCUUUCAGAGAAAAUUAAAUGGAGCAAAAUAAAUUAUCAUACAUUAUGCAAUUGAUUUAAAUCCAGACACUUUAUGCAUUCAUUUUAUAGAUGUCCAUCUAUAAACUGAGCUAAAAAGUAUUACGAGGUUAUGGUUAAGUCUUCAGAUAGAGAUGCUAACCUCAUUUUAAUUACCUAAGAUAAUUCAAACAUAAAGCUGAAAAUAUACAUGUUAUACAAUGUCUUAUUUACCAUAAAUCAGGAGAAACAAAUGAGUGGUAAAGUAAAUGCAUUUCUUGUUCAGCUGAAUUAUCUAACAUACUGGAUCUCUGCAGCACUUAAUGUAUCAAAAGCUUCUACUGUACUGGUCCUAUGUAUCUUUGAGCUAUACUGUUCUACUGUUUUAUAUUGUUGAUCUUUUACAACAUCAAUCUGUAUUUCAGUUUUGUUUUUUUUUUUCCCAUGGAUGCUAUUAGGCAGUCAUUCAUUGCAAUGGAUUUGCAAAUAAAUACUGAAUAUGACAACCUAA